AUGGAGAAGCAAUCAGAAACUGCAGUAGCCGAGAUGAGGAAGACAGUGGAGAAGCUUGGAUCAUCUACUGAGAAACACGGAGACCCAACGCUUAUGAGGUUCUUGGUUGCAAGACCAAUGGACCCAAACAAAGCCGCCAAGAUGUUCGUUCAGUGGCAAAAGUGUCGAGCCGAAUUCGUUCCUUUGGGAUUCAUCCCUGAAUCUGUAAUCCCAGAUGAGCUGAAUGCUCGUAAGGUAUAUCUACAGGGCAUCACUAAAGCUGGACACCCCCUCGUGAUCGUAAAAACGAGAAGACAUUUCCCUCCCAAAGACCACAUCCAAUCCAAGAAAUUUGCGGUGUACAUUCUAGACAAAACAAUUGCAAGUUCUCUCAAGGGAAGAGAAAUAGGGAAUGAGAAGUUGAUUGGCAUCCUUGAUUUGCAACAAAUUACACUUAAGAAUAUAGAUGCACGUGCUUUAAUUACUGGUUUCCAAUUUUUGCAGUCUUUCUAUCCAGAACGCUUGGCAAAGUUGUUCCUUUUAAGUAUGCCUUGGUUUUUUGUGGGCGUUUGGAGGAUGGUUUCCUGCUUACUUGAGAAGGCAACACUAGAAAAGAUUGUUAGUGUGAGUAAUGAAAAAGAGAAAAAGGAUUUCAUAGAGGAAAUUGGAGAAGAUACUUUGCCCUAG
Nelumbo nucifera (sacred lotus) is the source of this 666-nucleotide messenger RNA. Lineage: Eukaryota; Viridiplantae; Streptophyta; Magnoliopsida; Proteales; Nelumbonaceae. The record is from RefSeq and is a predicted model, not a curated record.